Molecule: messenger RNA, 1954 nt
Organism: Helobdella robusta
Lineage: Eukaryota; Metazoa; Annelida; Clitellata; Rhynchobdellida; Glossiphoniidae
Exons: 1
Coding region: 1-1428 (475 amino acids)
Source: RefSeq, a predicted model, not a curated record
AUGAUGAGUGGCGAUGACCAGGACACAUUUGAUUCGGACAUGGUCAGCAGCAAGAAGCCCCACCACCGCGGCAUCAAAUUUGACGAAACGUCCAAACGGCAGGUUGCCGGCUUAACGUGUCAGUUCGUCGAUGUCAGUCUAUCCAUAGUUGGCAGCAUCUUCCCAGUUGCGAACACCGUUCACGACAUUGUUAACAUGUUCAAACCGGACUUCAAACAUGUAGAGAUCUUAGAGAAUUUCAACGAAUUGAAGGGAAUGUUGAAGAAGAUUUCGAUGAGACUUGAACAAAACAACACGGAAGAUAAGUGGGACCACGUUAAAACGAGGUUCGUUGAGGCCAUCUCCAACUUGGAAUACUGCGUCAAACUGUCAUUUUUCGCAAUGCAAGCUGACUCCGAAUUGAAAAAAAUCAGCUGGUUGGAGAAGUUGAACGAGAAAGGAAGCGUUCUGGAAUCUUCAUUGGAGCAUCUUUUCGACGGGUUGUCAUCGUGCGAACGAGGUGUUUGCGACUUUCACGAUGAAAUUCUCAGCGUUUAUUACAUUUACUCCAGAGGUCACAAGCUCAAAAUGGAGAAACUUUGUGGUUAUCUGAUACAAAUAAUUUUGAACAGCUUGGUGGCUCACUGCAUACAGUUGGCAUCCAGCAAGGGCGUUGAUUGGUGCUUGGAGGUUGUUACAAAGUUCAACUACGAAGCUAAAUUGGAUGCCUCCUUGAAGAAUAUGAUUCAGUUUGUGGACAAAUGUGUGAAAGAGUGCAACGUAAACAUCAGGGAAGAUGCCAGAGAGAUUUUGUUCAAGCAGAAGUUAAACAGCGACGAAGUUAUGAUAAAAUUGACCGAAAAGUUUGAUCGCAAAUACGUCUGGCUGGACGUUUUUUUCAUUCUCUACCAGGCAAAAGGUUCCAAAUUGAAGUUGAAACACGUGGACAGCGAGAACAACUUACGACCGAAUGUGCAGAGCAGUGACGAGUGCGAUGGAUUGGAAGGGACUGUUGUCAAAGAUGGAGACGGUGAGAUCUCCGUGGACGAACAUUUCAUCACCGUAACUAAAUCCGAUGUUGCCACAAAUUUGUGGGACGAAACGGAUUGCGCGAACUUUGCAGACGAUAAAAACUUCAUUUUAGUUCUUUUCAGCCAGUUAAAAAAUGAAAACACUCGGAAUGUUUCUUGGAUCGCGUACAAAAAAGCUGAGAAAAUUGUAAACGAUUCACUUCAGUUCACAUCAAUGAGCGCGUCGCAAAUAAACCAGAAAAUCAAAAAAGAGCUGUUGAAAAACGAGAUACAAUUUUGGGGACUUGCGACGAUGAAAAGUUCGGACGUGUUGGGUCAGUCCCUCUCCCACAUCAACCGGUCCAGUUUAAAUGUGGAGAACUCCUUAAUAUGGAUCUGCAAACACCGCUACACGUGCUGUCUUCUACUAGCUGCCUGAUGAAAUAGGUAUUUAUAUUGUAUAUUACGGCAACAAGACCUUCCAAUAAAUCUAUCGAGUCAAGUUAAAUUUUAGUAUAGUAACCAUGAAAAGAAGAAAGAUGGAUUUGGCUUCCCAAUAUAAUUAGCAUAUCAAAUCUACGACCCAUUUAGCAUAUUGGCGAGUUUCAUGUCAUUACUAACAUGUAACUUAACCUAGGAAUUAAACUAUAACACUUGAAAUCAAAUGUAUAACCCAUCCCUUAUUUAGUAUCUUUCGGACUGGGACGCACUUCAUCUAUAUAAACGACUAAAACCAAAAAUCCAAAUUAACUUCAGGAUAAUACUCAAUUCGGCUUUCCAUCAACCGUUGAUCAUUGCAAAAAAGACGUUAGCAAGCCAUAGCUAGUAGAGAAAAAACUGAUGGAUUUUUGGAUGAAUGGAUGAACUAAUAGGAUAAAAGAAUGAAUGAAUUAAAGAAUGAAUAGAUAGGAUUUAUUAUUUUACUUAAUUUUUAUCCAAACAACAAAACAAAACUAAUCUAAAAA